AUGCGUUUGGUUUCUUCUCCAACGCUACUUCUGCGGAUUUUUCUGUUGUUAUAUUAUUAUUAUUAUAAUGAUUCAUCAUAACGUAGCUCGCUCCCUUGAUCCAAUUCUCUCUCCCCCUUGUUUUCAACGAUACCUCUCUUAUUACUGCAUUUUUAUCCGAAUAUCCAAUUUUCUCUCUCUACACCUUACACACCUAUAUUCCUCUCUCUAGAUCUUCUCAGCUUUCACUCAUGCCGUGUUGCUGUUUCGUAUAAGAUGGAUGAAAUUUGAAGUUCAUGAUAGUUUCAUGAUCAUAUGUGGAUAAUUUUUUGAUAUCCGUUGCUGGAGUUUUGUAGCAAGGACGUAUUGGAUUACGGUGGCCAUAUUUAGAUGAUAACCACUGCUUGCAGCUAGUAGAGGCUGCAUAUAAGCAUGUUGAUAUCAUUUUGGUUGAUAUUUAAUCAUUCUUACAAUGAAAAGCCAGCACUUUACUACAUUUUGUAUUAUUUGGUGGACAUAAGCAAAGAUGUGUACAUACAGUUACUUGAAGAACACUGUUUAAACAGUGUUGAAACCUCUUUAAAGAGGUUAGAACUACAUUGAACUAAAUUAGGUUGCCGGUUAUUGCAAAUCAAAGAAUGGAAAGAUAUAAAAUUUUGGAUGAGCUUGGUGAUGGAACUUGCGGUAGUGUAUAUAAAGCCGUAAAUGUCGAAACAUCUGAGAUUGUUGCAGUCAAGAAAAUGAAGAGAAAGUUUUAUUACUGGGAGGAAUGUGUGAACCUAAGAGAAGUAAAGUCCCUCCGCAGAUUAAAUCAUCCCAAUAUCAUCAAGUUGUUGGAGAUUGUUAGGCAAAAUAAUGAGCUUUUCUUCAUAUUUGAGUACAUGGAACAUAACUUAUACCAAAUAAUGAAAGAUCGGAAACAAUCUUUUUCUGAGGAAGAGAUUCGAGCCUUGAUGUCUCAAGUGCUGCAAGGGCUCGCUCAUGUGCAUAAACAUGGAUAUUUUCAUCGGGAUCUAAAACCUGAAAAUUUGCUGGUGACAAAUAACAUUAUAAAGAUUGGUGACUUUGGACUGGCUAGAGAAUUGUCCUCAACGCCUCCUUUUACUGAUUAUGUUUCAACACGCUGGUAUCGAGCUCCGGAGGUAUUACUGCAAUCUUCAUCCUAUACCCCCGCCAUUGAUAUGUGGGCUCUUGGUGCAAUACUGGCUGAGCUUUUCACUUUCUGCCCGAUUUUUCCCGGUGAAAGUGAGAUUGAUCAAUUAUACAAGAUAUGCUGUGUACUUGGGGCACCCGACUGGAAUACUUUUCCUGAAGCUACAAACAUUUCUCGGUUACUUAAUAUCACUUGUUCAGAUAUCAUGCCUGCCGAUCUUUCUGAUAUUAUUCCAAAUGCGAGCAUGGAAGCAAUUGACUUGAUCAAGCAACUUUGUUCCUGGGAUCCAUUAAAGAGACCAACUGCAGAACAAUGCUUGCAGCAUCCGUUUUUCCACGUCGCCACGUGGGUUCCUCGUUCACCUGGAGAUGCACUUCAACUAACUCUGGGAUCUGAACCUAAUCUUGAACUGAACCUGUGGGACUUUGGCACUUCAACGGAUGAUUGUUUUCUUGGCUUGACUCUGGCAGUAAACCCCAGUGCUCCAAACUUGGGUAGAGGUUGUAUUAUUGACAUGGCCCACAAAAAUCAAGGUGCCAAAGAGGAUCUGAUGAUCUGCCCUGGUCUUAUAGAUCAUUCAUCACAAUCAGUUUUCUGGUCACUGUUUCCCUCUAAUCACCAUGUCAUAACUACGUCUGUAGAGCCUUCCCUAUCCCUGUCUUUCAGUUCUGCUCCAAAUCCAUCAAUUGGAGGUCCACAGGCAGCAGGGUUCGCCAUGGCUACUUUCCAAUCCAACAUUUUAGAACGUCCCUUACUGGCGACUUCUGCACCCUUCACUCAGGGUCAUUACCUCUGAGAUAUCCAUCUUCUUAUGGAGUAUGAUCAUAUGAUUAAGUUUCUUUAUCGACAUUCAGUUGUAGUUAUACCCUUUUGUUGUCCAUAAGUGAUUUAAUUGUAAAUGAUUACUGUCUUUUCUCUUUUCACUGAUAUUUAUUCUGGGAAGUAGCGCCUCCGCCCCCAAAUCCCUUUAUACUAGGGAGAUAGUCGGAGAAGAUAGUGUUCUGAAGUGGCUGGACUCAACUCCAUAGCUGCUUGCAGGACAUUGUUUGAUGCCUUUGCUCUAGUUUUUGAAUAAGAAGAAGCGUGAUCUUUGUGAACUUCUGUAUGAUUUCCGUCUUUAUGGAUGUUGUAUUUAUCUAAGUGAAUGUUUGAUUUCAGGCU
Sesamum indicum (sesame) is the source of this 2293-nucleotide messenger RNA. Its product is annotated as serine/threonine-protein kinase MHK. Gene Ontology annotation, molecular function: ATP binding; protein kinase activity. NCBI's taxonomy places the organism in Eukaryota, Viridiplantae, Streptophyta, Magnoliopsida, Lamiales, Pedaliaceae. The record is from RefSeq and is a predicted model, not a curated record. Gene Ontology annotation, biological process: protein phosphorylation.